AUGGCGGUCUUUGGUGAAGAUGGCAUUGAAAGAAUUCGUGUCAAGGUGGACAUUGUGUUAGAUGCUGAAAUUCACCAAGAUGCUAAAGGACUAGGAAAUACUAUAUUAGCAGAUAAAGAAGCAUCUAAUCAAGACAAGGCAAAAGCAAUAAUUUUAAUCCGUCAUCAUCUGCAUGAAGGAUUAAAAGUGGAAUAUCUUACUGUAAAAGACCCUAUUGAGUUGUGGAAAAAUUUGAAAGAACGAUUUGACCAUCAGAAAACUGUGAUACUUCCUAAAGCUCGUUAUGAUUGGAUGCACUUAAGGUUGCAAGAUUUUAAGACUAAGCAAUACCAUGAAAAAGGUUUUAAAAGGUAUUCUGAAUUGAUUUCAUGCCUUUUGGUGGCUGAACAAAAUAAUGAGCUAUUGAUGAAAAAUCAUGGAAUUCGUCCCACUGGUUCUGCACCAUUCCCUAAAGUGAAUGUAGCAGUACACAAUAAUUAUGAAAAUAGAAAAUAUAAAAGUCGCGGCCAUGGUCGUGGACGUAGUGGGGGACGUGGUCGAGGACGUAUUAGUAAUCGUUAUCAUGGUGGUCAUAACAAUGAUACUUCUAACCACCAGAAAAAGAAUAACAAUGAAAGACAAGAAAAAAAUGGUCAAAAUAAUCCUUCAAAGAUUGUUGAGAAUAUAUGCUACUGA
Messenger RNA from Gossypium arboreum, 675 nucleotides. RefSeq lists its product as uncharacterized. Lineage: Eukaryota; Viridiplantae; Streptophyta; Magnoliopsida; Malvales; Malvaceae. Bases 1 to 675 code for a protein of 224 amino acids. The transcript has 3 exons. The record is from RefSeq and is a predicted model, not a curated record.